This is a messenger RNA of Triplophysa rosa, 3827 nucleotides long. It is a transcript of the gene kank3, whose product is annotated as KN motif and ankyrin repeat domains 3. NCBI's taxonomy places the organism in Eukaryota, Metazoa, Chordata, Actinopteri, Cypriniformes, Nemacheilidae. Gene Ontology annotation, molecular function: protein binding. Gene Ontology annotation, cellular component: cytoskeleton; cytoplasm. The coding region runs from base 297 to 2969 and encodes 890 amino acids. The record is from RefSeq and is a predicted model, not a curated record. Gene Ontology annotation, biological process: negative regulation of actin filament polymerization. The transcript is spliced from 11 exons.
UAUGUGUUUUACGACUCUAAAUGCAGCAGACGAGCUCGUGAACUUCAACAUGACGUAUUUUCAUGGGUGGGAAUAUAGCAGGACAGGACCACCCAUUAAAACACAAGAUCAGCAGCAGCAGAAAAUCUGCAGCAAUACCGCCCACACAUGAGCCCGUACAGCAGCGAACAGUACAGCUAUCAAAUACUGCACACAUAAAACAGCAACACAUAUAUCUGGAUUAUAAUCAUCAUCAUUAUAGCGCAGAAACACGGUAACAAACUUCAGUCGAAGGGGGCAGCAGAAGGCUCCAGAAGAUGACCCAAUCUGUACACAUAAGCUCCAAACCGCCAAAUCUGAGUGCAACUUUUCAUUGCUCAGCUGAAGAAGAAAGUGAUCAGGGUAGUUCGUAUUCUGUUCAAACUCCUUAUGGAUUCCACCUGGACCUUGAUUUUCUCAAGUAUGUUGAGGAAAUAGAGAGCGGACACAGCGUCCGCAGGGCUAACGUGAACACCCGGAGAGGAUCGCGGGGUGACCGUGGGAACCAAAGGAAUCUGGCCAUCGGAGGUCGGACCAGCGGUUGGACGUCCACCGAGUCACUUUCCUCAACGACCAGUGAGAACUGUCAACCUGUCCUCCAGAGUCCCAGCAAAUCACAACCACUGUCCCCGUCAGCAGCCAUCAGUCCCGGUUUACCCACUUGCUCCAAAGUGCCACCGCCGCCUCCACCGCGUAACCCUCGGGUAGAACGCACGCUCCUUGAAACCAGCCUUCGGCUCCAACAGGAGCAAAGUCAGUUUUUCAGUGGAUUAGCUUCUAAGCUCCCUGACCUUUCCAAAGUCCAUCCAAGAGGUGGCGGAUCCACGAGUGACCUCUCCUCAGCUUCCUCUCAGCUGUCUACAGAUGGCCGGUCGCUACAGAUGUCACCUUCUGUGCAGAAUUCCCUGUCCGGUGGCUGGACCAGAGCUAGUCCACAGACGUCUGGAAGGAGCACUCCAGCUUCGGCCUCAGGAGCGUCUUCGCUUUCUCCCGGGCAGCUUCAGACCGUCCGAGAGCAGAUGGCCUCCGCCCUUCGGCAGUUGAGAGAGAUGGAGGAGCGUGUGAAAGGAGUACCGGCCUUAGAAAGAGAGGUGACCAUGCUACGUACUGAAAAACAAAGGCUGACUGUGGAACUUCAGAAGAAAGCGCAAGAACUCGAUGCCACGCUCAAACUGAAGAUCUCCACCGAGGCUGUUGAAGCAGAGCCUGAGAAGACAUCCAUAGCAGUAGGUGAUGACAUUCCCCUUGAGACAGUGAAAGUCUGCUAUCGCCAGAUGCUCGAGGACACUGCUGUCCAAGCUUCUGUUGACCUCUGUCACGCCGCCGUGGAGACGGAGCCUAGUGCCGUACAUGAUGAGGCCAUUCAGGCCGCAGCGGAGACCCAAGAUGUGGCCAUCUGGGUCGUAGAGUCGUGUCUUGGGUUACAAAGUGAGGCAGAACGAGAAAUUGACACGCUUCAACAUACCAUCCAAAUACAACAGGAGUCCAUACAGAUUCUCGAGACGCGAUCAAGUCAGGUCAACCGAGACCUUGAGACGUUAAGAGCUGAGGAAAUUCAGAGGACAUCCAAGAUUACAUUUGACAAAGAGACGCUUGUGAAACCGGAGACAGCGAACGUCGGACUGAAGACUGAGGUUUGUUCGAAAGCUUCUGUUGGAGUAGGCUUUCCAGAUCUGGAGUACCUGUCACUGACAAAACAUGACCGAGGCAUUCAGACAGAUCCUGUGGACACUUCAGAAGACAGAGGUGUGGCACUGGUGAGCACUGGGAUCCAGUGGGAAUGUCUCAGUGAUAUUCAAGAGACUGAAGAGCAGAUCCCGCCUGCUGAGGGUCCGCUGAAUUCCAUCAUGAAGAGGAAAGAUGGCACCGCUGAUGCUGCAGGUUCCAGCGCUGGCAAAAAGAGCUUGAAGUUUGUUGGCAUCCUAAAUGGAGGCUACGAGUCGACGUCCAGUGAAGAGGAUGAUGAGGAUGAAGAGAGUUCGUCUGAUGAAAGUGCGGUGGGGGGGUGUUCAGACAGCAGUGUAGAGGAGGAAGCACCUUUAGAUGACACGUCUGAUGAAGACGUGAAUAUAAACGAUGACAGUGAUGACAACAUAACAGCUGAACAGCUCAAGCAGCACACAGAUGACGUGAAGGAGAAGUUCGAGUUGAGCAGCAGAAUGCGUGAGGCGUGUCUGAUAGUGAAGAAGCAUCUUAAUGACGGAUCAAAAGCACUGAAGAGUAAAGAAGUGCUGUCCAGCUCACAUACGGUUCAGCUGGAGUGGUUCCGAGUGUCCAGCGCUAAGACGGCACAGCCGACACGCGUGUCCAAUUACCUGAUGGCAUUCUCGGAGGUGUCGUCUGUCCUGCUGGAACACAUCAUCAACAUGACGGACGGCAACGGAAACACAGCGUUACACUACAGCGUCUCUCAUUCCAACUUCACUGUAGUGGAUCUGCUGCUGGACACAGGCGUGUGUGACGUGGAUCAGCAGAACAAAGCCGGAUAUACAGCGGUGAUGCUGGCAGCUCUGUCAGCCGUGAAGGAGGAGAACGACAUGGCCGCGGUUCAGAAACUCUUCCGGAUGGGAAGCGUCAACGCUAAAGCCAGUCAGGCAGGACAGACGGCUCUGAUGUUGGCUGUAAGUCACGGGCGGCUGGAGAUGGUGCGAGCGCUGCUGGACUGCGGUGCUGACGUCAACGUUCAGGACGACGAGGGUUCCACGGCUCUGAUGUGUGCCAGCGAGCACGGCCGGGCCGAGAUCGUCUCUCUGCUCCUCGAGCAGCCGGCCUGCGACAUCUCAGUGGUGGACAAUGAUGGCAGUAACGCCCUCUCUAUCGCUAUGGAGGCGGCUCACAAUGACAUCGCUGUUCUUCUGUACGCCCACAUGAACUACUCCAAAAUGCCAGCGGAUGGAGCAUCGAAGACAAAGUCCAGUGUCCCCUCCAGUCCAAGAAAAGCACCACAUUAAAAAAGAAAGAAACAAACCGGAGUGAUCUGUAAAGACAGCCGAAGCUUUACUGGACGACAUCUCACAAUAUCUCUGUUACAAUGUGUUGAUGUUGUAUUCACAUUCAGUUGUUUAUAUGGAUAUUUAAUGCAUUAUAUUACAGGUCAAUUAUGAUUCAUGUGUGUAUGCUGUUGUAUCCCUACAGUCACUGUUCUGACAUCAGUUUAACGGUUGUGUUUGUGUGCAUCUCAUCUCAAUAUUCAUGAAUGAACACAAACACUUCAGCCUGCUGUCUCUCAUUUCUCACAGGACAUUUUCAUUGAUUUUAACCAACAAGAAAACCACGAGAACUGACAUAAUCAAAUUCAGUCGGUUGAACUCACUUCAGUUAAUCCACUUGAAUUAAAUCCCACACUAAAGCACAGACAGGUCAGGAGUAUAUUUCUGAUGAAAACCAUCUAUUGACUUGACAGAAAGUUUAGUUUUUUACUGCUGCGCGUUAACGGAUGAUUGUGUUCAUCUGUGCUUAUUCAGUGACAUGACAUGAACACAUCUUAUAGCUGGAGUGGCCAGAUUCGUCAUGUUUGCUGUCGCAGACGUUCUGUCCAGUUUGAAAUUUCUCAAGAAAUACAAAAAUGUUAAUGCACAAAUCACAUUUGUUGUGGUGUUUCCUGUGUGUACCACCUGUAAACUAAAGCAGUGAACUAUUGUUUACCGUCCAAAGAUAAGAGAUGCAAUCAUCAAAAUAUUGUUACUGUACGUUCAUGUGUUUUCACUUUAAAAACUGUCAGUAUUGCUUUAUAUCUGUCUUUGAAACUGUAUUACCGUAUACUGUUUUUAUGCUAUGCAGCCUUUUUAAAUAUACAAUAAAAAUGUAAA